AUGUAUAGUGAUAGCAGAGAUAGUGUUUUUGAUUGGGAUUCAGACGUUUUUUCUGAAAUUAUCCGAGGAAAUUCGGAUGUUUCAUCUCAGGGAACUUUAUCUACACCUUCGACGGGAAAUCAAUAUUGUACCCCCAGGUCGCUCUCUGUGUUGGAAACUUUUAGCUAUGAUUAUAGAAUGUUACAGCUGGAAGUUGCUCCCCGGACAAAUAUUUGGUCCACAUCAUACAGAAGUAAUAGUGAGUCGCUCGUGCCAUUUGAUCCCUUAAUGUUUAGUGGUCCAGAACAGAAGACUGAGGAAGAGGAAUAUGUGUAUCAGCCACCUCCAAGACUUAUUUUUCGAAGCUACAGAGGUCGUCACUUCACUGUUGAAGACAAUGCCAGAUUUUUCGUGAUCAAGUCAUACAGUGGGGUGGAUGUUGAUGCGUCAAUCGCUAACAGCAUCUGGGCAUCUACCAACUUAGGGAACAAGAGGCUUAAUAGAGCGUUUGAGGAGGUACUGGCAGUCGGGGGUAAAAUAUACCUUUUUUUCCUGGUGAAUUGUUCGGGACGCUUCUGUGGAGUUGUGGAAAUGAAGAACAACAUUGAUUUUACUCGCACGAGCGACGUGUGGGUAGAGAAGAGCCGUUGGAAAGGCAUAUUCCCAGUCGAGUGGUUAAUGAUCAAGGAUGUUCCAAACAGACACUUUCAGCAUUUAAAGAACCCUCUCAACGAGUCUAAAUCUGUCACGAACUCCAGGGAUACCCAAGAAUUGCCGUUUGAUAUCGGUGUUUCAAUGUUAAAAAUAUUUAGCUCGUUUAAAUAA
Debaryomyces fabryi is the source of this 804-nucleotide messenger RNA. Its product is annotated as mRNA-binding phosphate metabolism regulator. The record is from RefSeq and is a predicted model, not a curated record. Gene Ontology annotation, cellular component: cytoplasm. The transcript has a single exon. Gene Ontology annotation, biological process: mRNA destabilization. Bases 1 to 804 code for a protein of 267 amino acids. Gene Ontology annotation, molecular function: mRNA binding; N6-methyladenosine-containing RNA reader activity. Lineage: Eukaryota; Fungi; Ascomycota; Pichiomycetes; Serinales; Debaryomycetaceae.